This is a messenger RNA of Metarhizium album ARSEF 1941, 879 nucleotides long. RefSeq names its product spermidine synthase. The record is from RefSeq and is a predicted model, not a curated record. Gene Ontology annotation, molecular function: spermidine synthase activity. Gene Ontology annotation, cellular component: cytosol. Gene Ontology annotation, biological process: spermidine biosynthetic process. NCBI's taxonomy places the organism in Eukaryota, Fungi, Ascomycota, Sordariomycetes, Hypocreales, Clavicipitaceae. Bases 1 to 879 code for a protein of 292 amino acids. The transcript has 5 exons.
AUGUCCGACAUUGUUCAUCCCACCAUCAAAGAUGGCUGGUUCCGGGAGAUUUCCGACAUGUGGCCCGGCCAGGCCAUGACCCUCAGGGUCGACAAGGUCUUGCAUCACGAAAAGAGCAAGUACCAGGAUGUUCUCAUCUUCAAGUCGACCGACUACGGCACUGUUCUGGUCCUGGACAAUGUCAUCCAGGCUACCGAGCGCGACGAGUUCUCCUAUCAAGAGAUGAUCACUCAUCUUGCCAUGAACUCCCACCCCAGCCCCAAGAAGGUCCUGGUCAUUGGCGGUGGAGAUGGCGGCGUCCUUCGCGAGGUUGUCAAGCACGACUGCGUUGAGGAGGCUACUCUGUGCGACAUUGACGAGGCCGUCAUCCGCCUUUCCAAACAGUACCUCCCCAAGAUGGCUGAGGGCUUCAACCACCCAAAGUCCAAGGUCCACGUUGGCGACGGCUUCAAGUUCCUCGACGACUACAAGAACUGCUUCGACGUUAUCAUCACCGAUUCUUCUGAUCCCGAGGGGCCCGCCGAGAGCCUUUUCAAGAAACCGUACUUCCAGCUUCUCCAUGAUGCCUUGCGCGAUGGCGGUGUCAUUACUACCCAAGGUUCCGAGAACCAGUGGCUUCACCUGCCUCUCAUCACGCAGCUCAAGAAGGACUGCAAGGAGAUAUUCCCCGUUGCCGAAUACGCCUACACCACCAUACCUACCUACCCUUCUGGACAGAUUGGCUUCAUGGUGUGCUGCAAGGACGCCAACCGCAAUGUCCGCGUUCCUCUCCGCCAGUGGACUCCUGACGAGGAGGAGGACAAAUGUCGCUACUACAAUGCGGAGAUCCACAAGGCCAGCUUCAUCCUGCCCACUUUUGCUAAGAAGGCUCUGGAGUAA